Messenger RNA from Aspergillus terreus NIH2624, 2463 nucleotides. RefSeq names its product protein-serine/threonine phosphatase (gene fcpA). The transcript is spliced from 3 exons. Gene Ontology annotation, cellular component: nucleus. Bases 1 to 2463 code for a protein of 820 amino acids. Gene Ontology annotation, molecular function: RNA polymerase II CTD heptapeptide repeat phosphatase activity. NCBI's taxonomy places the organism in Eukaryota, Fungi, Ascomycota, Eurotiomycetes, Eurotiales, Aspergillaceae. The record is from RefSeq and is a predicted model, not a curated record.
AUGCUUCUUCGGUUACCGCCCAGCCUCCACUACCCGAUCACCGUAACGUCGCUGCUCAAACAGCACGGCGAUACGGUGGAACGGGAUGAGGCUCUGUUCUGGUAUGUCUACGAGACAUCCGUCACCGAAGGCGAUGAGUUGGGCAACAAAUUCGUGGUGAAGCGUAAGUUUCCCACCAAGUUUGAGUCAACUGUCGACGGUGAGAUCGUCCAGUGGAAGAUUGCAAAGGGUGAUGUUAUUGAGGAGCCCUUGGAUGUUGUCGAAAUCGACGAGCCAUGCGCUCACGAAGUCCAAUUCGGUGGUCUCUGUGCCGAGUGUGGGAAAGAUAUGACUGAGGCGACGUAUAACACGGAGACGACGGAUUCGAUGCGCGCCCCCAUUCAAAUGGUCCACGAUAACACCGCGCUCACAGUGAGUGAGAAAGAAGCUACUCGAGUGGAAGAAGAUGCGAAGCGCCGAUUACUGUCGAAUCGAAAACUCUCGCUCGUCGUGGACCUGGACCAGACGAUCAUCCAUGCUACAGUGGACCCCACCGUUGGCGAGUGGAUGGAGGAUAAAGAGAAUCCCAACCAUCAAGCUUUGAGCGACGUUCGGGCGUUUCAGCUGGUAGAUGACGGACCGGGAAUGCGCGGAUGCUGGUAUUAUGUGAAGUUGCGACCGGGAUUGGAAACGUUUCUGGAGAAUGUCGCGGAACUUUUCGAAUUGCAUAUCUACACCAUGGGCACUCGGGCGUACGCGCAACACAUUGCGAGCAUCAUAGAUCCAGACCGCAAGCUAUUUGGUGAUCGGAUCCUCAGUCGUGACGAAAGCGGCAGCUUGACAGCCAAGAACCUUCACCGUCUCUUCCCGGUGGACACUAAGAUGGUUGUUAUUAUCGAUGAUCGCGGCGAUGUGUGGCGCUGGAGCCCCAACCUUAUCAAGGUGUCCCCCUACGACUUCUUCGUCGGCAUCGGUGAUAUCAACUCUAGCUUCUUGCCCAAAAAGCAGGAGCUCGGAGCGGUUAGCACCGCAGACAAGACGGCCUCCAAGGCUGCCAAGGGCCAACCGCCGGAACGCCCCGUCAAUGGUUCGACAGAAGAAGGCCCUGAGCAAGCAGAGGUGUCGACGUUGGAGCAGCUUGUCACGAUGGGCGGAGGUGAUAACCCGCGACUACUGCAGGAACAAAGUGACGCGCAAGAAGAGACGAUAAUGCACCAGGUUGAAGACCGGCCACUAUUGCAGAAGCAGAAAGAACUGGAUGCGGAAGACGAGGCCGAGGGUGAAGAUUCAGCUGCGAGCGAGGAUGAGUCGCAAGACCACAACAAGCAUCGACAUCAUCUGCUGGAGGACAACGACCGGGAGUUGUUUGUGUUAGAAGAACGGCUCGAGCAAGUGCACCGACAAUUUUUCGAGGAGUACGACAAGAAGCGAACGCUAGCUUUGGGCGGACGUGUUGCAGCGUUGAGGGGCGAGAAGACACCGUCCAAAGAGAAGGAUGUCGAUUUGAAACUUGUCCCUGAUGUCAAAGACAUCAUGCCAUAUAUCAAGCGCAAAGUUCUUGGAGGGGUGGUUUUGGUAUUUUCUGGAGUCCUCCCGCUUGGAACGGAUACGCAAAACGCCGAUAUUUCGUUAUGGGCGAAAAGCUUUGGGGCGGUUAUUUCUCAGAAGAUCAAUAUGAAGACGACACACCUGGUGGCUGGACGCAACCGCACUGCCAAAGUCCGUGAAGCAACGCGAUAUCCCAACAUCAAGAUUGUGACGACGCAGUGGUUGCUGGACUCCCUCACUCAGUGGAAGCACCUGAGCGAAGAUCCCUACCUGCUUCCUGUUCACCCCGAUGACCGAGGAGAGCCGAUUUCGCCAGGAUCCAAAGAGUUGGAAAGCUCGUGGCUCUCGUCAGAGAACGAAGAAGACUCAGGAGAGUUCUUGUCGGACGACGAAAACUUCACGGAGACUACGGAGGACAUUUUUAAAUCGUCCGGGCUCGACGAACAUUCGCCCAUCGGGUUUGACGAUGAUGAACUCGCGGCCGUGCACGAGGAAUUGAAGGAGUUCCUGGGCAGCGACGACGAGAGCGAAAGUGAUAAUGAAUCCACUGUCGCCACUGAGGAUGUCCCGAGCAAGAAGCGGAAACGGGGUGAUGGGCCGGAUGAUGAUGCCGACGAAGAUGGGGACAGCCAAGGUGAGGAAGAUGAUAUGCAAGGCUCCCGUCUUUCCCAGCGAAUCAAGCGGUCGUAUGAACGGAGCACUGGGCUUCGCGAAGUAGCGACCGCAAGUACGGCGGAACCGUCUUCAGAGCCGACGAACGCUGAACAACCUGCACCCGAGGCGAAGGAGCAGCCAGCCUCUCAGACCCCGAGUGCCGGCGGUCCGGAUGACCCCGACUACGACGAAGAUGAGUUCGAGCGUGAAAUGCUGGCGGCAUUCGAAGGCGCGGACGACGACUCCAAAGCGGAAGAGGAGAUUGCGGCGGAGAACGGCUAG